Paraglomus occultum is the source of this 1107-nucleotide messenger RNA. The record is from the annotation of a GenBank genome assembly. NCBI's taxonomy places the organism in Eukaryota, Fungi, Glomeromycota, Glomeromycetes, Paraglomerales, Paraglomeraceae.
AUGUCAGACUCAUUAAUCAACAAUGAAGAAUCUAUGGAAGAUAUUCGGAUCAGCGGUUAUGAUCCAUUGAUCUCACCAGAACUACUUCAAAGCGAGAUACCACUUAGCCAAGAGGCGCGGCAAGUUGUAUUGACUGCUCGAAAAAAAGCGUCAGACAUCAUUAAUGGCACAGAUGACAGACUUUUAGUUAUCAUCGGUCCAUGUUCUAUUCACGAUGUCAAAGCUGCUUUAGAAUACGGCACAAGACUUAGAGAAGUUGCGGAUAAACAUGGCGAUGAUCUCUUGAUCGUAAUGCGUGCAUACCUCGAAAAACCAAGAACGACUGUCGGAUGGAAAGGUCUAAUCAACGACCCGGAUAUUAAUGAGUCCUUCCAAGUAAACAAGGGACUCCGCAUUGCACGAAAGCUACUAUGUAACUUGACGGGUGCUGGCACACCUGUGGGUUGCGAGUUGCUGGACACUAUCUCACCUCAGUUCCUUGCUGACAUUAUUUCUUGGGGAGCAGUUGGCGCGAGGACAACAGAAAGUCAACCGCAUCGUGAGCUCGCAUCUGGUGUUUCUUUCCCGGUUGGUUUCAAAAAUGGUACAGAUGGCAACGUCAAAGUAGCAUUGGAUGCUAUUCGAUCGGCGUCUCAUCCACACCAUUUUCUUGGUGUCACGAAACAAGGCUUGGCUGCUAUCACUCACACCAAGGGAAAUGGUUAUUGUCACGUAAUUCUGAGGGGUGGAAACGAUGGCCCUAAUUACUCAAAAGAAUACAUCGACGCAACAAAAGACGCGUUACGAAAAGCCGGUCUUCCGCAGCGCAUUAUGGUAGAUUGCAGUCAUGGCAACAGCGGAAAGAAGCAUACUAAUCAGCCGAUCGUAAGUGCUGACUUGGCUGCUCAAAUUGCGGCAGGAGAGGAUGCAAUCAUGGGAGUGAUGAUCGAAUCAAAUCUAGUGGCUGGUAGGCAAGACGUGCCACCCGAGGGUGCUUGUGGAUUGACAUAUGGGCAAUCAAUUACUGAUGCCUGUGUUGGAUGGGAGGAUAGCGAGCUUAUGUUGGAGCAAUUGGCGCAGGCAGUUAGACAGCGGAGAGCUGUCAAACAACAGUCAUCAGAAAUAUAA